UGGCUCUUGCCCACCUCACGCACAUGGUCAUUAACUGGUGGUUGGUUGAAUAGAAAAUUACGUUUGGACCAUUAAAUCACUCAGUGCCCCAUGCACAAUCAUUUCCAAAACCAACCCUCUAACUCUGAAACCAUUUUUAAGAGUAUGUUUAAGUGUGAUGAUUAAUUUUAGACUAGAUGUAUUACUAUACAACGAUAACUCAAGUGUUUGACACACUGUUUGGCAAACCAGGAAAUCUUUGACAUUUGGCCAGUUCCAGGAAGUGACAUAGCAAGCUCAAGUGAGAAAAACAUGAAAAAAGACUUGAGAAAUUGUAUAAUCAAAAAAAGGGAAAUGUGAACAAAAGCCAACGGUUAAAAUCAGACGUGUGUGGGGGAUGUCAAAAGGCGUCCCCAGAACUGACUGAAUCACUUGCUCAUCUGACCAUGUCUCAAGUGUCUAUAAGACAUUGGACAUUUCUGUCUUGGUGUCCAUUUCCAGAUACAGUGCUUAUAGUGCUGUCACUGACAGGUAAUCAAGUGUCUGAGCUUGCUUUUGAACUCAGCAAGUCAACCAGGCCUUCACCAGACAACAUGGGAGACUUUGGGUUCCUCUCCAAGUUGCUGAACAAAGUGCAGACGCACUCCACAGUGGUAGGGAAGGUCUGGAUGAGCGUCCUCUUCCUUUUCCGUAUCAUGGUCCUGGGGGCCGGAGUGGAGAGCGUGUGGGGUGACGAGCGGUCCAACAUGAUAUGCGACACCAAGCGGGUCGGCUGUGACAACGUCUGCUACGACUGGAAGUUCCCCAUCUCGCACGUGCGCUUCUGGGUGCUGCAGAUCAUCUUCGUGUCCACGCCCACGCUGCUCUACCUGGGCCACGCCGUGCACGUCAUCCACAGGGAGAAGAAGCUGCACGAGCAGAUUAGGAAGCCCGUGGAGGGCGUGGUGUUCAAGGGGCCCAAGUACACCGACGACCGGGGCCGGGUGCAGAUCAAAGGCGUCCUCCUGCGCAGCUACAUGGCCCAGCUUUUCUUCAAGAUCCUCCUGGAGGUGGCGUUCAUCGUGGGUCAGUACUACCUGUACGGCUUCUUCAUGGACCCUAGGUUCGAGUGUGAGCGCUACCCCUGCUUUCAUAUAGUGGAGUGCUUCAUGUCAAGGCCCACGGAGAAAACCAUAUUCAUCCUCUUCCAGCUAGUGGUGGCCUGCGUGUCCCUGUUCCUCACCAUCCUGGAGGGAUUCUACCUCCUCUGCAAGCAAUUGAAGAGGAAAGAUCGCCACGUACGCCAGCCCAGCAGCAUUCCAAUGACCUGACAGCCACGUGCAGACAUGGCAGACGCCGUGAACCAGAACAAAGCCAAUAUGUCCUACGAGGGGGAAAAGCAACUUUGAUUGAUCUCAAAAGGUACAUUGGACAGUUUUUUGUUUUUAAAGUUGGAAAAUGAAAUAACUUGAAAAUAAGGCAUUUAGUGAUCUUCAAAAAGCUUGGAAGCUGGUCAUCAUCCGAUCUCCUCUGCAGGAUAUAAUGAUUUAUUUUGUAUAACAAAAUGGUAUUGACACACAUUUCAUAUUUAAAGAUGUCACUUAAAUAGUACUUCACUGAUUCAUCUUUGUUACUUGAUGCACUUUAUGAGGUAAACAUCAGCACUUAAGACAUUAGUUUCUGUGCUACUAACAUGUUUUCUUUGGUUUCAUAUGGAUUUUUAUAUCAUUUAAUACAGAGAGGAGACUCUCAUGGCAGAGACCUUGCCACAUAAAAAGGGACUUUUUGAGAUAAAGACCAUCAAAUACUUGUUCUACUACUUUUAUUGUCUUGUUUGGACCAUGUCCCCUCUGCAACCAUUCAGCAAUAGGAGCUAAGGUUCCAAAUGGCAUUUUAAUCAGUGAACCACAGGGUGGCAGCACAACACACAGAGAGGUGAAAUCCACGCAGGGCACAGAGCUUUGCACUUCUCAGUUCCCUCUCCUAUGUGUUCAUACUUCAGCACUGAGAUCUAUCCCUUACAACGAUCCCUACCUGAAAGACUUUUCACCCCAUCUAAAUGUCACGUGGGAUGAGGUUUAGUUAUGGGAAACAUCCCAGAAAACACAUGUAGAUACAAAUACAGACAGACAGACAGACAGAAAGACAGAA
This is a messenger RNA of Clupea harengus (Atlantic herring), 2109 nucleotides long. Its product is annotated as gap junction Cx32.2 protein-like. Gene Ontology annotation, molecular function: gap junction channel activity. Lineage: Eukaryota; Metazoa; Chordata; Actinopteri; Clupeiformes; Clupeidae. The record is from RefSeq and is a predicted model, not a curated record. Gene Ontology annotation, biological process: cell-cell signaling. Gene Ontology annotation, cellular component: connexin complex.